AUGCCGCGCCAUUCCGGGUUACAGCGUGAAGUGCUCGCCCUGUACCAGCGAUGUAUUCUUGCGUCCAAACGGAAGCCUACGGUGCUUCCCGGCGCCCUGAUACGUCCGCUGACAUUUGCGUGUAGGAGCGAGUUUCGACGAUAUGCAGAUGUGGACAGGAAGGACUUUGGGACAAUUGAAUUUCUUCUUCGCAAAGGACGACGCCAGCUCGAAAUCUUGGACUCCCCUGGAGUGACCCGAAUAUCCUAA
Molecule: messenger RNA, 249 nt
Organism: Eremomyces bilateralis CBS 781.70
Lineage: Eukaryota; Fungi; Ascomycota; Dothideomycetes; Eremomycetales; Eremomycetaceae
Exons: 2
Coding region: 1-249 (82 amino acids)
Biological process (GO): mitochondrial respiratory chain complex II assembly
Cellular component (GO): mitochondrion
Source: RefSeq, a predicted model, not a curated record